Molecule: messenger RNA, 270 nt
Organism: Carlito syrichta (Philippine tarsier)
Lineage: Eukaryota; Metazoa; Chordata; Mammalia; Primates; Tarsiidae
Product: beta-adrenergic receptor kinase 2-like
Exons: 4
Coding region: 1-270 (89 amino acids)
Biological process (GO): regulation of signal transduction; G protein-coupled receptor signaling pathway; protein phosphorylation
Molecular function (GO): G protein-coupled receptor kinase activity; G protein-coupled receptor binding
Source: RefSeq, a predicted model, not a curated record
AUGGAGCCAGGUUUCUUGCUAUUUAAAGAUUUUUGUUUGAAUGAAAUUAAUGAAGCUGUACCUCAGGUGAAGUUUUAUGAAGAGAUAAAAGAAUACGAAAAACUUGAUAAUGAGGAAGAUCGCCUUUGUAGAAGCCGACAGAUUUAUGAUGCCUAUAUCAUGAAGGAGCUUCUUUCUUGUUCACAUCCAUUCUCAAAGCAAGCUGUGGAACAUGUACAAAGUCAUCUAUCUAAGAAACAAGUGACAUCAACUCUUUUUCAGGUAAGAUAA